Melospiza melodia melodia is the source of this 2028-nucleotide messenger RNA. It is a transcript of the gene HRH2, whose product is annotated as histamine receptor H2. The record is from RefSeq and is a predicted model, not a curated record. The coding region runs from base 536 to 1675 and encodes 379 amino acids. Gene Ontology annotation, biological process: positive regulation of vasoconstriction; G protein-coupled receptor signaling pathway, coupled to cyclic nucleotide second messenger; gastric acid secretion. The transcript is spliced from 4 exons. Gene Ontology annotation, cellular component: dendrite; plasma membrane. Gene Ontology annotation, molecular function: histamine receptor activity; G protein-coupled serotonin receptor activity; neurotransmitter receptor activity. NCBI's taxonomy places the organism in Eukaryota, Metazoa, Chordata, Aves, Passeriformes, Passerellidae.
GAGAGGAGGGAGCGAGGAGGAGGAGGAGAGGAGAGGAGCGAGGCAGCGCCGCUCGCUGCCGCCUUCGCGCCCCAGCCCAGCCCCGGGGCAGCCCUGAAGCCCCCCGCACGCCCAGGGGCUCUGAGAAAGCAGCGCCUUCCCCAGGCUGUCUUUGGGAGGUGGCAAAGCUCUGUACCUGCUGGAGCAUUGCUGAUCACUCUCACCAACCAAACAUGCAGAGGGCAUGAGAGCCCACAGGACCUGACUCAGUCAUCACUCAGAGGAAAGGAGAAGGCAAGAAAGGAAAAGAAGCAGUUGAGAUCCACCAGCAGCUGCCACAGGGCAUCGGCUCCAGCACUGAGCUCCCAGAGAGGGCCAACAGCACAAAUGAGUUGCAGUGCCACAUCUUUCCUAGACCAUGUCAUUCCCAGCACACAAGGCUGAACAUGUAAAGUGACUCUGCAAUGUUCUCCAAGGUCCCUGUAGAACAAGGGUCACUUUGGGAAGGGCUCUAGGCCUGCCUGGUCCAGGCUCACUCCAGGCAGCUUCGGAGCUGAUGAGAGCAGGACUGCUCCAUCCUUGCAGUGACACCAUGGAUCCAUGUUACAACCACACAAGCUCUCAAAAAACCAUGGACCCCCGCAUGCAGCUGCUGGUCGGGUUCUCUCUGGGCAUCCUCAUCGUGAUCACUCUCUGUGGUAACAUCAUCGUCUGCCUGGCCGUCACCCUGGACCGGCGGCUGCGGAGCGUGACCAACCGCAUCAUCAUCUCCCUGGCCAUCACAGACCUGCUGCUGGGGCUGCUGGUGCUGCCCUUCUCUGCUUACUACGAGCUCACCAAGGAGUGGCCCUUUGGCAGCGUUCUGUGCAACAUCUACACCAGCCUGGACGUCAUGCUGUGCACGGCCUCCAUCCUCAACCUCCUCAUGAUCAGCCUGGAUCGCUACUUCGCCGUCACCACCCCGCUCCGCUACGGCCAGGUGGUCACUCCCUCACGGGUGGCCGUGGGCUUGGCUGUCAUCUGGACUGUUUCACUGAUGGUCUCCUUCCUACCCAUCCACCUGGGCUGGAACACCAAGGGGACAGCGGUGCAGAACACAAGCACCACCUGCAGCAAGGAGUGCACGCUGGGAGUGAACCUUGAGUACGGGUUGGUGGACAGCUUGCUCACCUUCUACAUCCCUCUGGUCAUCAUGUGCAUCACCUACUACAGGAUACUCAGGAUAGCCAGGGAGCAAGCCAAGAGGAUAAACCACACGUGGGGCAACGCGCCCAUGUCCCCCAUGGUGAAGGAGCACAAAGCCACUGUGACGCUGGCAGUGGUGCUGGGAGCCUUCACCGUGUGCUGGUUCCCCUACUUCACCCUCUUCACCUACCGGGGCGUGUCGGGGGACAGCCAGGUCAAAGGCACACUCAUGUCCAUUGUGCUCUGGCUGGGCUAUGCCAACUCAGCCCUGAACCCCAUCCUCUAUGGGACACUCAACAAGGAUUUCCGAGUGGCCUACCAGAACUUGCUGCACUGCUGCAGGACGGGAUACCCCAGGAACUCCCACCUGCCUCCACUGCAGGAGGCCCAACCCAGGGGCAGGGAGGGCCAGGGCAGGCAGGAGGGCAAACCCUUGAAGCUGGAGGUGAGGAAUGAGAAGGGGACUCUGCUCACUGAUGGAGCCCUCAAGAGCACUGGAGCUUUCCUGUGAGUCUCAGCCAGCCUGCUGCCCUAGGAUCCACAUCUCCCAGCCUUCAACUCCUGGCUGCCCUCUUCCAAAAUCCUGUGUGAGGUUGAAAGGACAACACUCUGCUUUCCUCAGCGCAAAACUCGACAGCAGAGGCGAGAGCUGCAGGGAUCCCUGCUCUGGCACAUGGCAUCACUCCAUCCCCAAACUCUGCUGGAGAGGCCUCUGCUGCCCAGGUUACUUCCCAGGAGGGUGCUGGGUUAGAAGAGCCCUCAGAGGAGCUGCAGAAGAACAUCUGCCCAUCCUGUGGGCAGUGACACUUUCACAUGAAGAGAUGCCUGGGGAGAUGGGUCAGGAAGCAUGCCUUGGCAGGGCAG